GAACUUGUAGCCAUUCAAGAAACAUCGUUUCACUUCUAUUCGAGACAGCAAACGUGGUAGUCGUUUUCGGUUCAAUGUGAAAACCUGUUUUAAAACAUUCGAUUGAAGCGAGAGUCCGGAUAGUGGAGUUUACGAAACUAAACAAGCUGUUUUUAUGAAAUAACAAUUCACCGUUAAUGUGAGCUGAAGAAGUGUUUUGCCGAGAGAAAUAUUCAUCAAAGACUACGAACGAUUUCGACAGUGUAUCAAGUGUGGAGUGAACUAUGGUUAAAAUUGAUUCAGUAACCAUGAACGGACAAACAGUGUUUAGUGUGGCCAGAGCGCCGUUGAAGUCCAGUUUUUCGAUUAAUUCGAUCCUGCCGGAAACUGUCAUGCAGACUUCCCCGGCACAAACCCCGUCGCCAUCGCCUCACUCGUGUCAUUCGCCGAUCGGAUCAGAAGAACAGGAUCAUGAUUUCACCGAUACAGAAUCAGAUCUGGAUGUCACCGGAACGCCACCACCAAUGGAUUGCAGUACUAAGGAAAAAUCAGACGAUACCGAGGAAGGUGCUUCCAGUCCCAAGGAUGGCGAAAAGAAAGGCAACGAAAAACCUCCGUACAGUUACAAUGCGCUGAUCAUGAUGGCCAUUCGCCAAAGUGCUGAGAAACGAUUAACGCUCAAUGGAAUCUACGAGUACAUCAUGCGUAAUUUUCCAUAUUAUCGUGAUAACAAACAGGGUUGGCAAAACUCGAUUCGCCACAAUCUCAGUCUGAACAAGUGCUUUGUGAAAGUGCCUCGCCAUUAUGAUGAUCCAGGUAAAGGCAACUACUGGAUGUUGGAUGCAUCGGCGGAAGAUGUGUUUAUCGGAGGAACCACUGGAAAAUUGCGACGCCGCUCAACUGCAGCCGCCCGGAGCCGAAUGGCAGCCUACAAACGAUCAUUCCCCGGUUCAAUGUUUGCCCCGCUUGGCUAUCCGCAGUUCAACCAAUUCAUGUACCCGUCACCUGCCCACGCUCAAACGGCUCUGCUGGCACAAAUGUACUCGCGAAUGUCACCGUACGCACCAAGUAUAGCACCGAAACCAGCGCUGCCACUUCCGUUGCCACUGUCCGUCGGUGGUCCAGGUUUCGGUAUGGAUCGGCUGCUUGCCGCCGGAGUUCCACCCCAUCUACAGCACCAGCAAAUUACACCUCAUCAGCAAGCCCAAGCUGAACUAUACCAAAGACUGCACUAUCAGCAACUCCUCCAGCAUCACGCAGCUCAGGCUCAGGCUCAAGCGCAGGCCGCGCACAUGCAGCAGCUGAGUCCCACCGAAAGCCACCACCAGCAGCAUUCACCGACCCUGUCCAACCAAUCUCAGCCACCGCAAGGAUCUCCGACGGGGCCCACCAUCUUCAAGCCAAUCCCGAGGCAUAGUUGAGAAUCGCCAACCGUCGACGAAGAUACCUUCUAGUGCAAAUAUUUAUUUAUUAGUUAAAAUCAAGUCUACUUAGAGAGUUCUGCUGCAGAAAAAAAAAUAACAAGAUGGCAAACGCCACACCAGUGAUAUCUAGAAUUGCUGUUUUCAACUUUCCUGUGAACCCGCGUUUGAGGGAAGCUUGGAAUGUGCUCCAUUAUAGUGACUUAAUUAGUCUCACAGAUUAUGUUUUUUCCGUGAAAAACAAUUGUUGAGUAACUGUGACUUCUACCGUAGUUUGUUGAUGAACUGAUAUUUGUUGCAAUUGUAUAACGAGAACGAGAAUUCAAAGCAUUGUAAAUAUGUAGUAAGAAAAAAUUGUACAUUCAUUCGAUUACAAAAGUAUUAGCAAUUUUUUAGUAGGUAAGGCUGAUCAACUAUAUAAAUUAUAUUUUUUUCCAAAAAAGAACAAAAAAUCAAAUCAAAGUAUGAAAUAUAAAAAACACUAUUGAAAAAUUA
This is a messenger RNA of Wyeomyia smithii (pitcher-plant mosquito), 1895 nucleotides long. RefSeq names its product fork head domain transcription factor slp2-like. The transcript has a single exon. Gene Ontology annotation, molecular function: DNA-binding transcription factor activity; sequence-specific double-stranded DNA binding. Bases 264 to 1400 code for a protein of 378 amino acids. NCBI's taxonomy places the organism in Eukaryota, Metazoa, Arthropoda, Insecta, Diptera, Culicidae. The record is from RefSeq and is a predicted model, not a curated record. Gene Ontology annotation, cellular component: nucleus. Gene Ontology annotation, biological process: regulation of transcription by RNA polymerase II.